UCUAUCUCUCUCUCACUUACCAUCUCCUUUUUCAUUGUUGAUUUUGCCCAAAGUACUUUGAAACUUAGGGAUUUUAUACUAUUUCAAACCCUGGGUUUAAAAAAAAUCAAUGUGAAGCGAAUCAAGUUGCCCUCUUUCUCAAUUUCUGGUGUCAUGUAUAUUUAUGUAGAUGCAUUUCCAGUACUGUAAAAUUUGAUAAUCUAUGACCAUGAAAGACAUAAAAUUUUGUGUAAAUUUUGUUGCAGUUGAAUAAUCUUGAGCUUGCUGUCAAUCUUGCCAAAAACGGAAACCUUCCUGGUGCUGAGAAUUUGAUAAGUUAAAAUCCUGUUUCUCAAGUGCUGAGAAUAGUAUUUACGGAAUUUUUGUUGGCACUUGGUUGAGUGUUUGUCCAUUAUUUUUAAAGCAACUUUGUGUUGUUUCAAUAAAGUAGUUUGUCGGUUUUUUUGGGUGCAUUUUAGAUAUCUCUCAAGUGUUUCACUUACUUAAUCCCUUUAAAUCUUUGAUUUAAAAGCAACGCGACACUAUUUUCUUAUGUAAGUUGGUAAUAAGAAAUUACAUGAUGUUUAGAUUUAGGUUGAAAUUUAUUUUCAAAUGCUCAAAGUUUGUCAUAUGCUCUCAAGUGGGGUUUUUUACUUUGUAUCUUAAGAUGUUGUGGAGGCAUUAUGCUUUUCGGAGAUAUGUUAAUGUCAUAGGAUGUUCAAGAGGUAUUUCGCAAGCUAUGUGCUUUGCACUAGGUGCUUCUAGCAUGGUUUCGUUUUUCAAAAUAUGAACUUGAAGUUAUAUGCUGCUUGAAAGGAGAAUCUAAUUGUCAGGUACAAAAGGGGAAGUGAGUUUAACUCACCCUUAUUAAAUUGCCAGUGUUUUGGGAUCAGUUUGGUGGAGAUCAUCAAUUAUCUGUCUUCCUCUGCUGUCUUGUUCAGCUAUAUAUUAUCCUUUUUUAUGUGCUAAAAUUGUAGGAUGGGUGUAGUGUGGAAAAAUGACUUUUUGUUUUGCUUUUUUCUUAAACCUUCAGCUAUAUAUAGUUGUGUUAGUCAUGCAUAUUAGUCAAAUGGUAUUUUUCUAAUUAUAUUUGCCUACCCUUUGUUCCUUUCCUCUUUGUUUUGAGUUGUGUUUGGAUUUGAUAGAAAUAGAAAGAAAAUGGGGGUCUGAUAAAUUGGUAUAAUCUGGUCUGGUUAGUUGGUAUAUGGCUCUAUGUUUAAUGGUUAUAGAGAAAAAGUAUUUUGGUUAAGAGGUGGUGUCCCUUUGAAAAGCAUUUUCUCAUUCUGUAAAUUAAAAUAGUACAAUAUUUUCUUUUGCCCAGACAACCUUCUCAUGCAUGUGAAAAUGAUAUAAAGCAGUAUUGCUCCUCACUGUUCUUUAUUAGUGUAAAAAUAUCUUCUAUUUAUGUUCUGAAAAUGGUGAUUAUGCAAGAACUGAUUGGGGCAUUGAUUUGGCAUUGUGACAACAACAGGAACUAAGGAACUAUCUUCUAUUUUUCAUAGCUCUUGAAGAAUAAGCAUAUAUUCCCUUCUUCAAUAAUUCUUGAGACGGAAACUCCUUAGAGGUCGUUUGGUUAGUGGUGUCGGAGUAAUUAAUCUAAGCAUAAAAUCCUAAUAUAAAAUUGAUAUUAAGAGUAAAAAUGAAAGUUUAUUCUUGUUACAUGCAUUGUUUCCUAAGAGUAUAAAUGUUAAACUAUUAUGAUAAAGUUUUCCUUUUCUUUAUAUAAAUGUGUAGAGCUCUUCCAGAAAUGAAGAUAGAAGUUGACAAUUUUAAAAUACACAGUUUAAUUUUUUUUUUGGUUGUUGACUUGUGUAGUUAUCUUUUAACAAGGACCAUUAAUCAACUAAAAUAUAAGAAAAUAAAUUACAUGAUCAGUAUAUAGUGGUCAAAUCCAAAGUAGUCAUCUUUAUCAAUUUUCAUGUAUAAGGAAUAGUUUAUGAAACAUUGUUUCAUGACGUUUCACUGAGUGAAUAAAAUAAAUUAUUUAUUUAUCUAAUUAUUUUAUCUUGUAGUGUGUAAUAAAUGGAACAAGAUCGUAGAUGGAUGUAUGAUAGAAAUCAUCCUAAUCGUGGGGCGUUGAAGGAAGAAUUUGUAGAAGGUGUUAAAGGAUUUAUUGCUUAUGCAAAAAUACUUCCUGAAUUCCGUAAUGAAGGAACUAUUAGAUGUCCUUGUGCUAAGUGCAAGUGUAUAAAGUUAUUGAUAUCGGAGGAUGUUAAAGUUCAUCUUUACAGAAAGGGGUUUAGAGAAAAUUAUUAUGUGUGGACCGUUCAUGGAGAGAACUACAGUAAUUUAACUGACGUUGACUUUCAGAAUCUUACUGGUUAUGAGAGUAGUACAUUCUUUGAGAAAAAUUAUGAUAAUUCUCAAAUGCAUGAAAUAGUGUCGAAUGCUUUUCGGAUACACCCAGGAGUUCAAUCCUAACAAAAUAUUGAUGAGUCUCCUAAUGAUAAGGCAAAGCACUUUUAUGAAUUAUUAGAGGCAGCUAGUCGUCCACUCUAUAAAGACUCAAUACACUCGGAGUUGUCAGUUGCAGUUACAUUACUAACUAUCAAAUCAGAUUGAAAUAUUUCUCAAGCGGUCAUGAAUGCUAUAAUUGGGCUUAUGCGUGAAGUUAGUUCGAACAUUAACUUACCCGGUGAUUACUAUAAGGCUAAGAAGUUAGUUUCCAAGUUAGGACUUUCCUUAACAAAAAUUAUUUGUUGUGAAAAAGGCUGUAUGUUAUAUUAUAAAGAUGAUGCGGCUCUAGAAGCGUGCAAAUUUUGUGGCUUGUCUCGUUUUAAGAAAGUCACAAGUGCCAAAGCAAAGAAAGUUCCAAUUAAGAGGACGCAUUAUUUACCUAUUAUACCUAGGUUAAAGAGAUUGUAGGCACCAAUGAGCUCCGCUCCUCAUAUGAGAUGACACCAUGAAAAUAGAAGGGCGCCUGGUGUUUUGUGUCAUCCUUCAGAUGGAGAAGCGUGGAAGCAUUUUGAUAGGAUGUAUCCUGACUUCGCUAAUGAACCAAGAAAUGUUAGGUUGGGUUUGUGUGCAGAUUGAUUCACUCCUUUUUCUGUCUCUGCUGCACCAUAUUCUUGUUGGCCUAUUUUUAUUACACCGUAUAAUCUUCCGCCAGAGAUGUGUAUGACAAGUCCAUAUUUGUUCCUAACUGGCAUAGUUCCGGGUCCAAGUAAUCCAAAAAGUUUGAUUGAUGUAUCUUUGCAGCCUUUGAUUGAUAAGCUAAAGUUAUUGUGGCAUGAAGGUGUUGAAACAUACGACAUAUCAACUAAACAAAAUUUUAAAUUGUGUGCCGCUUUGAUGUGGACUAUUAAUGACUUUCCUGCGUAUGGAAUAUUAUCUGGAUGGUCGAUAGCGGGAAAGUUAGCUUGUCCUUGCUGUAUGGAAGACACAAAAGCAUUCACUUUGAAACAUGGAGGUAAGACCACAUGGUUUGACUGUCACCGUCGGUUUUUGCCAAUGGAUCAUGAGUUCAGGAGAAAUACUAGUGCAUUUAUGAAGAAUCAAACUGAUUAUGAUGAGCCACCAGCAACCUUGUCAGGGGAGGAAAUUUGAGAGAGGGUUAAGAAUUUUCCUAAGGUAACAGAGUCUCCAUUGCUUAAAUUACCUGGUUAUGGUGUUGAGCAUAAUUGGACUAAACAGAGCAUAUUUUGGGAGUUACCUUAUUGGAAGCAUAAUCUUCUUUGACAUAACUUGGAUGUCAUGUAUAUUGAAAAGAACUUCUUUGAUAAUCUAUUUCAUACCGUAAUGGAUGACAAGAACAGGACAAAAGAUAAUUUGAAGGCCAGGAUGGACUUACAAGAAUACUGUAGGCGAAGAGAAUUAGAACUACGGCAAGAAAAUAAUAGGAUGGUGAAGCCUAAGGCCAGUUAUUCAUUCAAAAUGGAUGACAAACGAAAGAUCUGUGAUUGGGUUCGAAAUUUGAGAAUACCCGAUGGGUAUGCUUCAAACUUAUCCAAUUGUGUUGGCAUGAAAGAAGGAAAGCUGAUGUAUAUGAAAAGCCAUGAUUGUCACAUUUUCAUGGAAUCAUUACUUCCUAUUGCAUUUAGCGCAUUGCCUGAGAGAAUAUGGAAACCCAUCACAGAGAUAAGCUUAUUUUUCAAAGACCUAUGUUCUAAUACAUUGAGGGAGGAAAAUCUAGUUUUGAUGGAAAGUAACAUCCAUUUAAUGAUAAGCAAAUUGGCAAAAAAAAUUCCAUGUGGGUUUUUUAAUGUAAUGGAACAUCUCCCAAUUCAUCUUGUAAGAGAGGCACGACUUGGAGGGUCUGUUCAAUGUAGAUGGAUGUAUCCAUUUGAGAGCUUUUAUCCUCCCAAGGCUACGAAAGCCGUGGUUGAAUCGAUGUGUUCAUUUUAUCACGCACCAUGGAGGUCUUGGUCAGAAGUUCCAAUUCACAUUAGGGACAGAAUAUUUGUUGAAUUUAGGAUGAAGUGUGCAUGGUCACGCGAUCUUGAAGCUGAGAAAUCUCCGGAAUUUAAGAAGAAAAGCGAACAAGGAAGGGCAGCCCAUUUGUCCAACAAGGGUGGCUCGGUGCACACGGGUGGCUCAAUUAGUAUUGCGGCUCAUCAAAGAAGAUUGGAAAAUGCUAAAGGAAGACUAGUUACUCAUGAUGAGGUAUUUGAGGAAACCCACAUGAAGAAGUUGAAGGAUGGAACAAAACCGACUUGGAUCGAGCCGCGUGCUGAGACAACCCAUGAUAAUUUCAAAUAAAUCUUGGAGGAGUUCAUUCAAAGUCAGCCGAUUGAUGAUCAAGGUAGGCCAAUCCAACCAACCCAAGAGGAGAUCAUGGACAUGUGGAUUAAGCAGCUGGUGGUGUGCAUAAGGGGAAAGUCUACGGUCUUGGAUCAGAGUUUAGUCUCGGCCGUCGUACUUCUGGAUUGUCUGGUACUUAUUCUUCGUCACAUUGCUCGGUUGAUUUGGAUGAGUUUGAGCAAUUGAAUAGGAAGGUAGCAAAGAUUACGGAGUUGUAUCUUCAAGAAAAGGCUGCAAGGGAAGAAGAGGCAAAGCGAAGGGAGGAAGAAGAUAGGCAAAGAGAGGAAGAAAUGAGGCGAAAGGACGAUGCAUUAAGACUUAUCACUAGUGAUGUUAAAAGUCUCAAGUGUCAGAUAAACUCCCUCUUAGUAUCUGGCGCAUUUCCUGUGCCCCGUUCUCCAGCAUCUGAUGAUUACUAAGGAGUAGUUUCUUUUAUUAGCUGUCUUGGAUGGUACUUGGAUGUUGAAUAUUGAAUGUUGAAUUUUUUGAGUUUUUGUUCUACUUUUGAAUUAGUUGGAUUAAUUAUGAAAUGGAUUGAUUAGUUGUUGUUUA
This is a messenger RNA of Nicotiana tabacum (common tobacco), 5271 nucleotides long. The record is from RefSeq and is a predicted model, not a curated record. Lineage: Eukaryota; Viridiplantae; Streptophyta; Magnoliopsida; Solanales; Solanaceae.